AUGGCCGAAAAAAUUACCAACAAGGUCAACACCUCAGGCGUGUCUGUGGAAAACUCAUCAUCGGAACACAAUGAUACCGAGGAUGGCUCGAGGAAAGUUCCGGACACCCGCCAGCGCAUCUCAGAUAUCUUCACAAUUAUCUGCGCUGGAGCAGCUCUGAUCUCGGAUGGUUACCAAAACAACCUCAUGACCAUGUCAAACGUCCUCUUCAAGCAGGAAUACCCAGCCGAGUACACCUCCACUGUCAGCACUCGGGUAUCCAAUGCUCUGCUUGUAGGAGAAGUCCUGGGCCAGGUCGCGAUCGGUCUAACAUGCGACUACAUGGGCCGCAAAACAGCAAUUGUUCUGACUACCCUCUGUAUUGUCAUUGGUGGUAUUCUUGCCACUGCCUCUCACGGGGUUACUAUCGAUGGCAUGUUCUGGAUGCUCACAGUCUCCCGCGGUAUCGUUGGAUUUGGUGCUGGUGGCGAGUAUCCCGCCAGCAGUACCUCCGCCUCUGAGUCCGCCAACGAAUAUGUCCCCAAGAGCCGCGGUCCCAUCUUCAUUCUGGUAACCAACCUACCCCUGUCUUUCGGAGGUCCCCUCGCGGUGUCCGUCUUCAUGAUCGUUCUUUCUGCUGCCGGGACGGACCAUCUAUCAACAGUAUGGCGAGUCUGUUUCGGUAUCGGCAUCAUCCUGCCCCUGAGCGUCUUCUAUUUCCGACUCAAAAUGAUCAACUCGAAGCUGUACCGUGCUGGUGCUAUCAAGCGAAGAGUGCCCUAUCUCCUCGUUCUACGCUACUACUGGAAGACUCUCAUCGGCACCUGUGGCGCCUGGUUCCUCUAUGACUUUGUCACUUUCCCCAACGGCGUCUUCUCCGGCACCAUUCUCGCCUCCGUCGUUCCAUCAGGAGGGAACAGCCUUCUCCACACGGCAGAGUGGCAAUUGCUUCUUGGUGCGAUCGCUCUCCCUGGUGUGUUCCUUGGCGCUUUCUUAUGCGACCGUGUCGGGCGCAAGACCACCAUGAUGAUCGGCUUCACAGGCUAUCUAGUCUUCGGACUGAUUAUUGGUUGCGCCUACGACCAGAUCACCAAAAUUACUGCCCUGUUUGUCGUCUUUUAUGGUCUCAUGCAGAGCUCUGGAAACAUGGGUCCCGGUGAUAUGCUUGGUCUCCUCUCUUCCGAGAGCUAUGCCACCAGCGUUCGCGGAACCUGCUAUGGAAUCAGUGCGGCCCUGGGUAAGGUCGGUGCGGCUGUCGGUACCCAAGCCUUCACGCCAAUCCAGACAAACCUCGGAAAGAAGUGGACUUUUAUCAUCGCUGCCAUCUGCGGUGUGGUUGGUGUGAUUGUCACUUAUUUCUUUGUGCCUGAUGUUAAGGGGGAUGAUUUGGCGGAGAGCGAUGAGAAAUUCCGGCAGUAUCUGAUCGAAAAUGGAUGGGACGGCGAGAUGGGAGAGGGCAACCUGAAGCACGAGGUGGAUGAUGUACCAGUUCCCGCUUACAGCGUGAAAGAGAAGGUUGAGUCUUAG
This is a messenger RNA of Clonostachys rhizophaga, 1506 nucleotides long. Lineage: Eukaryota; Fungi; Ascomycota; Sordariomycetes; Hypocreales; Bionectriaceae. The record is from the annotation of a GenBank genome assembly.